Closterium sp. NIES-67 is the source of this 2084-nucleotide messenger RNA. Lineage: Eukaryota; Viridiplantae; Streptophyta; Zygnematophyceae; Desmidiales; Closteriaceae. The record is from the annotation of a GenBank genome assembly.
AUCUGACAGAUUCCUGAGCCUGCUCGGAUUCCUAACGCCAGGAUCCUCGGAGGAUUUGUUAGCAGCCGUGCCGAUGGCCUUAUAACGCGUCUUUUCGUUGAGGAGUCGGCAGUAGCAGCUGCGUAGUACGCUCCGCCAGUGAUAACUGGUACUAGAUCGAGGAAGCGGAGACGCGACGCGCGUUGAGCUGCGUACUUCAGUCGUCACCGCAACCGACCAUGUCGCUCCACCGUAUCCUCCGCCGUUCCCCCCGCUCCCCGCAUCACUGCGCGUGGCUCGCGCGCCAACUCGCAUCCGCUCCCGCCUUCCCCGAUGUCGCACCGCCUUCAACCAUUUCCGCCGCUUCCUCCGAUUCCGCUGUUUCCGCCGAUUCCGCUCCCGCUUUUCCGCACAGACGAUGCUCACCGAUUCACGGGAUUCCACGACCCCACCAGCAGCGAGCCUGUGGCUUCCAGCCGGUAGCAACCCUGUCCUCAUCCGCGUUAGUGUCAUCCUCGAGUGGUGCCGCCACCACUGCAUUCACUAUUGCGGAUCCUGCUACGGUGCCAGCCACCACCAAUGAUGAUUCCACCACCCUCUCAGAGCACCUGUCCGAGGACGACCUGACCCCAGCCAAGGUGGUGGAGCUCCUAGACCGCCACAUCGUGGGGCAGAGCCAGGCCAAACGAGCCGUGGCCAUUGCUCUACGCAACAGGUGGCGCAGGAAGCGCAUCAGUGGGCCAAUGAGGGACGAGAUCGUGCCCAAGAACAUCCUCAUGAUUGGCCCCACCGGGUGCGGCAAGACGGAGAUCGCCAGGCGCCUGGCGAAACUCAUUGAUGCUCCCUUCGUCAAGGUGGAAGCCACCAAGUUCACAGAGGUGGGCUUCCACGGCCGGGACGUGGAUCAGAUCAUCCGAGACCUGCUGGAAAACGCCAUCCACCUGCAGAGGCAGAAGGCGCGUGCCAAGGCGGCCCAAGAGGUGGAGGAGGUGGUGGAGAACAAGAUCCUGGACCAUUUGCUGGGGACGCUGCAGCCAGGCACGGCGUCCCCCCCUCAGCGGGAGACCUUCCGCCUGCUCUACAGGGAGGGCGUGCUGGACGAGAGGCGCGUGCACAUGGAGGUGCCUGACGUCGCCGCCUCUGGCGGUCUCGGCGGCAUUUCCAUCGACAUGUCGGGCGCAGCGGGGCUCAACGUGCAGGAUUUCGUUCAGCGGAUGGAGCGAGUGGUGAAGGGCGCGCGCAGAGAGAAGAAGGACCUGACAGUGGCCGAGGCGAGAGCAGCGCUGACCGAAGCAGAGAUGGAGAAGCGGAUGUCGUCCGACACGCUGGUCAAAGACGCUAUUCAGUUAACGGAGUCGGAGGGCAUAGUGUUCAUAGACGAGAUCGACAAGAUCGUGCAUUCCAGUGACACGCGGCACGGCGCCGAUGCCAGCGCCGAGGGCGUGCAGCGUGACUUGCUGCCCAUCAUCGAGGGCAGUGUGGUGACCACCAAGCAUGGCAACGUCAACACGGACCACAUCCUCUUCAUCGCCAGCGGUGCCUUCACCGCCUGCCGCCCCUCUGACAUGCUGGCGGAGCUGCAGGGGCGCCUGCCCAUUCGGGUGGAGCUCAAGGGGUUGACCAGAGAGGACCUGUAUCGUAUUCUGACGGAGCCUGAGACAAACAUGAUUCGGCAGCAGCAGCUGCUCAUGGCCACAGAGGGCAUUGACCUCGUGUUCACAGACGAAGCUAUCCGGGAGGCUGCUGCCAUGGCUGCUGAGAUCAACCACACACUGGACAACAUCGGAGCCAGAAGAUUGCACACGGUGUUGGAGCGGGUGGUUGAGGACAUCAGCUUCCAUGCGCCUGAGAAGAGGGGGGAGAAGUGCGUCAUAGACCAGGAGGAUGUUCGGCGGCCACUGGGAGAUCUGCUGGAGAAGGUUGAUGUGUCCAAGUUCAUCCUGUAGUCUGGUAACCCAGGCUGGAUUUGUAACAGUAUAAUAUAAAUGCAUCACUGUGUUCGUAUGCCAACAUUCAAUUCCGCGACUUUGUUUGGUAAAAAAGCAACACUUUCUUCCAAGUGCACUCAUUUCUCAGUGUCUACCGGCCUCUCUCAUUCUCAGCCU